AGGCCGUCACUUUGAAUAUUUAUGAAGUCGCGCAUUGGCUCAGACCCGCGUCAAUCCCGCUCCGCGACUUCUGUAGGCUGGCAGACUUCCUUCAAUAUUAUUACCGAGGAGCAGGGUAAAAGUAGCAAAAAUGUUGCCGAUACACAACAGCGGGACGGACUGAAUGGAGCCAGCGUUGUCAGCGGAGAUAACACAUCUGUCCACAGCCAGCCGCGACACUUAACGCUGAGAAGAAAUACAAGAUCGGCUUGUUGAGUUCUCCGUAAACGUCCAGCCCUCGGCCUCCCCAUGCCUCCAUCUCCUCUUGACGACAGAAUUGUGGUGGCGCUGCCAAGGCCAAUCCGACCUCAGGAACUCCAACUGCGCCUGGACACUAGCUACCUGGACUCCAUCACUACCAGCAGCAGCAGCAAGACGGUCAUCAGCACCACCGUGGUGAAGAUUCGGGCAACGGCCAAUCUUGUAACGUAUAUGCCCUCAUCCAAGGGCUCCACGCGCUCGUUGUCGUGUGGAUGCAGCAGUGCCAGCUGCUGCUCUGUGACUACCUAUGAGAAGGACAGCCAGAGCCUCAGCCACAGCCAGGUGAGUGCCAGCAGCCCCAACCUCAGCUAUGCUGGGCCGCCCACCUCUAUGGUCAGCAAUCAUGAAGCAUUAAGUGCCCCCACUCCCACCCCGGGCACGCCAAAGGCCCUGUCCACCGUGAGGCUCAUCCACCCCAAUGAGCUGGCCAAACGGAUGACCUGCUGCUCCAUGGGUCACCCUGUAGGGCCUGUGCCGAUCAUCAUUGACUGCCGGCCCUUCAUGGAGUACAACAAGAGCCACAUCCGGGGGGCUGUGCAUAUCAACUGCUCUGACAAGAUCAGCCGGCGGCGGCUGCAGCAGGGCAAGAUCACUGUGCUGGACCUCAUCUCCUGCCGGGAGGCCCAGGAUUCUUUUAAGGGCAUCUUCUCCAAAGAGAUUGUGGUUUACGAUGAGAGCACCACAGACGCCAACCGGCUGACUUCCUCCCAGCCCCUACAUGUGGUUCUGGAUUCACUGAGGAGAGAGGGCAAGGACCCCGUCAUCCUCAAAGGAGGCCUUAGCUGCUUUAGGCAGAGCCACGAAAACCUGUGUGAGCACUCACUGCACCUUCAUGAGGGCUUGGACACAGGUGCAGCUGCUGGCAUGACCGGGGUUCUACCUCACUCCCUGCCCACCACCCCAGAUAUAGAGAAUGCCGAGCUGACACCAAUCCUGCCUUUUCUCUAUCUGGGGAAUGAGCAAGAUGCUCAUGACAUUAACCUGCUGCAGCGCUUGAACAUCGGCUACAUCCUCAAUGUGACCACCCACCUGCCACUGUAUCACUAUGAGACGGGGCUCUUCAUCUACAAGCGCCUGCCUGCCACUGACAGCAACAAGCAGAACCUGCGCCAGUAUUUUGAGGAGGCUUUUGAGUUUAUUGAGGAAGCACACCAAGCAGGUAUGGGCCUUCUGAUCCACUGCCAGGCAGGCGUAUCUCGUUCAGCCACCAUUGUGAUUGCCUACCUGAUGAAGCACACCUGGAUGACCAUGACAGAUGCUUACAAGUUUGUCAAAACCAGGAGGCCCAUCAUCUCCCCAAACCUCAACUUCAUGGGCCAGCUGUUGGAAUUUGAGGAGGAUCUCAACAACGGAAUAACGCCACGAAUUCUCACGCCAAAGCUGAUUGGUGUGGAAACCAUUGUCUAAAUGAACCCCUUGUUGCGAUGCUCGCACUUGUACUCACUGUCACUGUUUUUCAACAGGAACUGGCUGCUUUAUGAGCCAGUGUGGAGUAUUUGAGGGAGGGACAGUAUUCUGAAAUCUCCUCACGCUCAUCUUGGACUCUGUAGAGUGCCAAAGCUCUGGGUCAGUGGUGAGGAGAAAUGCCAAAAAAAAAUCCCUACUGUUUAAACCUUGCUGAAGUCCUGGAGGAGAAGACAAGUUUAACAGAUAUAUAGAGAGGAAGUGGUCAGUGGGAAGAUUUCCAUUUGUGAUCGCAAAGGAGCACAUACAAGAAAGAAGAAAAUCUGGAAAACAUUUUUCUCUCUGCUUAGAAGCAGUUACUGUCAUGAGCCACUCCUAAAGCUCACACUGUGGCCCAAAGUUUCUGUCUGCAGACUCAGGCGGGGUUGGCAACAGUAGUGCCUGUCAAAUUAUUUGAAAAAUGAAGACUUGUUUGGUGUGUUAUUGUUCUAUUUUUAUACGAGACUGUGUGGAGAUGACCAUAAUGAGCCAACAGCGGCUUACUGUGCAAUAAUUUCAAAUUGGAAUGCAACUGAGACCUUAAUCUUAUGUGUAUAUAUUGAAAAUGAUUAUAAAACAGUUCCAGCUCUUUGCUGAAAUACCAUUUUGAUGUUCAUGUAAUUCUCGUUCAGUUCUAUACAUUUUUGUUCAUGGUGCACACUGUAAUAUUUGGCGCAGAUGUCUACAAGAGAUAGGAAAAAAUGGGGUUGUAUUUUGUAGCUGAACUACAAAUGUGUGUAUGUCUGUGUGUGUAUUAAUAUAUUAUAUAUAUAUUUAUACACUACCAUUAAAAAGUUUGGGGUCACUUAGAAAUGUCCUUAUUUUUGAAAGAAAAGCAUUUUUUUUCAAUGAAGAUGACAAUAAAUGAAUCAGAAAUGCAGUCUAGACAUUGUUAAUGUGGUAGAUUACUAUUCUAGCUGGAAACGACUGAUUUUUAAUGGAAUGUCUACAUAGGGGUACAGAGGAACAUUUCCAGCAACCAUCACUCCUGUGUUCUAAUGCUACAUUGUGUUAGCUAAUGGUGUUGAAAGGCUAACUGAUGAUUAGAAAACCCUUGUUGCAAUUAUGUUAGCACAUGAAUAAAAGUGUGAGUUUUGAAAUGAAACAUGAAAUUGUCUGGGUGACCCCAAGCUUUUGCGCGGUGGUGUGUAAACACAUAUAUACUUGGCAUAUGAGCUUUUCUAUGCAUGGCUGCUGGCAAAUGAAAGAAUGCUUCGAAAUAAUUAGCGAUUAUUGUAAAACAGGGCUACUGGAGAUGAUUUAUGUUACACAACACAAAAAUUUCACUGCCUGCUUCUCCUCGUUUCGUCCGUUCUUAUAUGAGCCAGCUAUGUUGUGAUGGACUUUGCUGUGUUACCGUCCCUGUGUUGCUCGAUCCUAUGUUCCUAUCAACCGCCGACAUUUUGAGCUAUGAUGCAGCCCAUUCAAAGGUAGCAGAGUUGAGGUACAGACUUGAAACAAGCAUACACUUCGUCUUGUGGGCCACAGUUUAGUGUGACAGUGGUGGUACAGUCGAGCGCCAUUACCCUCAUCUAGUCUUUUGCAACUCCCCGUCCCUGUAGGCAAGCGCUAUCACGUGCUGCUCCAGUGCCUCUGUAGUUGCCUUAAUUCAUGUGUCACCACUGGGCCUGCGCAUAGCUUUCCCAAAUGCCAUCAUGUGCAGAUGAAUACACAGCACACUGAGGUGGAAUUUUAGCCCCCAGACAAAACUACUGAGCACCUCCUUGUCUCUGUGUAGCGUACAAGUUUAACUGUAAUUAAACAUCUAAUUGUAUUAUUUCUGCUGUUAUUGGUCAGUAUGUGGAAUGUAAAACAUUUGCAAUCACAUAUGGUAAAAAUUGUUGGAAAAAAAAUUUCCUAAACUGCAUCUCUGACCUAGUGGUGGCAUUUGAAAGAGAAACUGAGCAUCAGCGUGAAUUUUAAAUCAACUUGGCACUAAAAAGCACUGUGGUAUAAAGUACAUGCGCACAGAAAGUUUAUCCUCAUCCUGAUAUAUCUGUACUCACCUCUGACUCAUUUUUAUGAUAAAUGUAUGUAGAUAGAAGUGAACAGGUUAAAAAGUAUUCUGCUUCUUCAUGCAUUAAUCUCGUUGUUGGUGCACAGAUUCGUUUGUAUUUCACCCUAGUUAGCUUUCACACAUUUGAUUAUCUCAUCUGUUGACAGGUUUAAUGAUAAAAAGGGAACUUUAUAACUACCUUGGUGGAAUGCAUGUGUUUUAGGCUUUUUUCAACCAUCUGCGCCCAGCCAAGCACAGUAUAAAGACCUCUUCUCAAAAAGAGUGUAAGGCCAUAAAAACUUCGCAUUUAAAAAAUUUUGUGUAUCAACUUUGUUGUCUAAAAGCUCUAAAAAUGUGUAAAAUUUUAACUGUGCUUUUUGAACAAUAGUCUGGAUUUUGCCUCAAAGCCUUGUCUCUUUGAUCUAAUUGUUUUAAUCUGGUACACAGAAGGGCUGUAAAAGUUUUUCCAAGAUACAAGAGUGUCUAAUUUUUCACCUGGAGUACAAAAAAUCCAAAGAUUAGAUCUAAAAAAUAACUCCUUUUUUUAGCUAGAAAGAAACAUAAAACAAAAGUGUUUUAGCUCUUGACUUGAACCAUUAGACCAUUACAAGUGAAUCCGAAAGUUUAAAAAAAAGGGUCUCUGUUGGUAAGUUUAGUUAGAAUGCAAGUUUUUAUAUCAUCUUGACUACAUAGACACUGUGCUCUCAGUAUGACUUUACAACACCAACAUUCACAACAAUAAGCUUGAAAUAUCCCUCAUAAGAAAAUCCAUGCUAUGCAAAAGUUGUUCCAGGUUGUAUCCAACUAUUCUAAAAUUAUUUUGUGAGGUCUUCGCGAACAUAUCGAGCAUGAAUAUCGAGUUUGCAGCCUCAAAAUGAAGUGAGAUGUAAGUGUGACUUAAUGACAAAUUUAAAAAUGUCUGUGCUCUUACCUGUGUGUUUUUUUUUGUUUGUUUUUUUUGCUGGCGUCUACUGGUGCUUUACAGUAUAUCUGAGUAUGAUAAAAAGAAAAGGGUUCAUAAUAACCAUUUAGCACAUUUGUAGCUUGUGCUUUUAAGUUCAGUGAAUACAAUUUGCUUUGUUUGUCAUCUGAUCCGAUGUUAUAUACAGACAAAUGAACCUUUUCAUCCCACUUGCUGGUUCCUAAAUCACAGUGGCACAUGGCUUCUGUAUGUAAUGAUCUAUUUGACUGAAUAGUUAGCUGUGGUACUGAAUGCUACUCUUUGGUUGGAAAGAAAGCAUGCUGUGUGCUCCUGUCUGCGAGACAUACUCGCAGUCAUUAUGGUGCUGUCUGUCUUUCCCACACUCCUCUUUCUGUAGAGGUCGGAGCCUGAUUUGACAGCUUCAAAAAGCAUUGGAUUCUGUUACCUUUCGUUUGGAAAUAUGGUUCUGUAUUAGAACAAUAUCGAGCUGUCUGGUUUGAUGUGCGGUCUUUACGACUAGACUUGUUCAAGAGUCUCUGCUUUGGGUUCAGAGGCUCCGGUGGAAAUGAGCUUUACUCUUCAAAUCUCUGUAUCUUUCUUUGUGUCUAUAGUCUAUAGUCAAGUAUAUACAGUAAAUGCACUACCGCUCAGAAGUUUGGGGUCACUAAGAAAUGACCUUAUUUUUGAAGGAAAAGCAGUUUGUUUUUCUAGUGAAGACAACAUUAAAUGAAUCAGAAAUACAGUCUAGACAUGGUUAAUGUGGUAAAUGAUUAUUCUUGCUGGAAACGACUGAUUUUUAAUGGAAUAUCUCCAUAGGGGUACAGAGGAACAUUUCCAGCAACCAUCACUCCUGUGUUCUAAUGCUACAUUGUGUUAGCUAAUGGUGUUGAAAGGCUAACUGAUGAUUAGAAAACCCUUGUGCAGUUAUGUUAGCACAUGGAAUAAAGUGUGAGUUUUCAUGGAAAACAUGAAAUUGCCUGGGUGACCCCAAACUUUUGCACGGUAAAAUAGAUAUUCUUUGUAUGCAUAUAUUCAUUACUAUUUUUGCACUGAUUUACAGACAGAUGGAUUUAUUUUUUUCCACAAAGGGUGCUAUUAUAACGGAGGCCUUCUCCCAUACCUUUUUGCAUGACUUGUUUAAAAUUCCUCAACUAGUCUGUCAUCUCUCCUACUCUUCUCCUACUACUCCUCAAACUGUUGCAGUUGAAGCACUGUAAUUUUGUAAUCCCAACUUGUGAGCUUUGAAAUAAACAGGGAGGGUUCAAGUUUG
Messenger RNA from Acanthochromis polyacanthus (spiny chromis), 5931 nucleotides. It is a transcript of the gene dusp10, whose product is annotated as dual specificity phosphatase 10. Gene Ontology annotation, biological process: negative regulation of JUN kinase activity; protein dephosphorylation. Bases 289 to 1707 code for a protein of 472 amino acids. Gene Ontology annotation, molecular function: protein tyrosine/threonine phosphatase activity; MAP kinase tyrosine/serine/threonine phosphatase activity. NCBI's taxonomy places the organism in Eukaryota, Metazoa, Chordata, Actinopteri, Pomacentridae. The transcript has 4 exons. The record is from RefSeq and is a predicted model, not a curated record. Gene Ontology annotation, cellular component: cytoplasm; cytosol.